CGAGGAAGCUGUUGAAAUGACUGAUUCUUCUAGUCAACCAGCUUCCAAGAUGCAUGUUCUGAUGCCGCUUGUUGAACAAGGUUUGAUCAAUUCAGAUUUAGAAUUACAGACUUUCCAAGUACAAGAAUUAAUACGUGCAAUUACUAAACAACAGAUAGACAAUGUACACAGCAAUGAUUUGGUAAAGCUCAAAUAUACAAACAUUAUUGGGAAAAGUUUGCUGAAGGCUCAAAAUAUUUAUGAUAGAGGUCUCAUGCAUGAAGCACUUGGAAUAAUGAGCAAUAACUGGGAAAAUAUUUCAUUUCUGAUGAAGAAAGGGAUUGAAGCACCCUCAGAUGGUAGGACAUAUGGAGUUUAUUAUGAGAUAACAUUAAAAGCCUCAGAUAUACUGAUGCUAUGUCACCCUAGAGAUUCAAGGCAGUUUUUCCAAGCAUGUCUACAAAACUCCAUGUUGUUUGGCAAUGAAGAAGAACAAGCUUUUAUGAAUAUAGCAUAUGGUGUAUCCUUGACAGAUUUACCAGGUUAUGGAGGAUACAAUGAAGCCAUGGUGCACUACAAGAAGGCUUUGGAUGUAUUGAAAUCAAGAAACAGCCAGUACCGACAAGCGCUGCUGUACAAUAGCAUGGCUCUCAAUGCCUAUAUGCAAAGCAGUUAUGUGGAAGCCUUGAAUUUUGCAGAAAAGGGUUACAAUAUGACCAUUACUGAUGCGAGCCCACAAAUGGUGAAGGAUGCGAAGAUCAAAUGUGCCUCUACCCUGGCCUACAGUCUCUCAUUCAUUGGUUAUUAUGAUAAAUGUGAGAAAAUAUUGAAAGAAAACUUAAAGGAAAUAUCAGUCAUGAAUACUCUUGUUUUAUCUAAAAUGUUGAAUACAAUGGGUGUUAAUUACGAAAGGAAUGGUUCACAAUGUGACAAAGCAUUUGAAUUCUAUAAUGCUGCACUUAGUGAAAGAUUGAAAAUUGUUACCGUAAAUCCCAAAAUAUCUGUGAUAUCAUACUGUAAUGUAGCAAAGUUAUUAUCCCGCGAGUAUGGCAGACACAGUAAAGCACUACAACUCCUGUUCAGUGCCAAGGAUAUCCAAAAGAAGCAUAGAUGGCUACACAUGGACACCUCCUUGAUAUUGCGUUACAUUAGUGAUGUGUAUUUGAGAAUGCAACAAAUCUCCAACAGUCUGAUAUUUUUUCAUGAGGCCUUGGCUAUCUACAACCAGAUAAACCCAAAUUACCUUGGAAAGAUAAAGGUCAUUCAUGCAAUUGCUCACUGCUAUCUAUUGAAAGAGGAAUUCGGUAAUGCCAAGAGUACUUUUAAGGGCAUGCUGGAAAGUAAAAGCGACCAUUUGUUGAGCGGCGUAUCAGAAGUUGAAGUUUUCUCAAUGGCUUUAGAACACCUGGUUUAUCUCAAUUUGGAAAACCCUGAGGUAUGGUUAAUUAUCACAUAUGUUGUAAUAGUUGAUUGAAUGCGGGAUUGAUUGAUGGAUUGAUUGAUUGAUGGAUUGAUUGAUUGAUGGAUUGAUUGAUUGAUGGAUUGAUUGAUGGAUUAAUCGAUGGACUGAUGAUGGUUUGAUUGAUGGAUGGAUUGGUGAUUGAUUGAUUGAUUGAUUGAUUGAUGGAUUUAUGGAUUGAUUGAUGGAUUAAUCGAUGGACUGAUGAUGGUUUGAUUGGUGGAU
This is a messenger RNA of Octopus bimaculoides (California two-spot octopus), 1663 nucleotides long. RefSeq lists its product as uncharacterized. Gene Ontology annotation, molecular function: protein binding. The record is from RefSeq and is a predicted model, not a curated record. NCBI's taxonomy places the organism in Eukaryota, Metazoa, Mollusca, Cephalopoda, Octopoda, Octopodidae.